This is a messenger RNA of Peniophora sp. CBMAI 1063, 1476 nucleotides long. The record is from the annotation of a GenBank genome assembly. Lineage: Eukaryota; Fungi; Basidiomycota; Agaricomycetes; Russulales; Peniophoraceae.
AUGAACCGACCAGGUCCGCCACCGCAACGACCGCCUUCACUGGGCCCCAACCCAGCACUAGGCUUCAGACCGCAAUACAACGCCUACGGUCUCCCGCCCGCCCCCGGACCAGCGCCACCAGGUCCCGGUCGUCCACCGCAAAUGGCACAAUACAGCCAGCCCCAACCGCGCGUCCCGCCCGGCUUCGGCGGCGCAAACGGCCGCGGGUUCUUUGGCGCACCGCCGCAACAGCAGCAACAACUGCCCAAUCAGCAACAGCAACAGCAGAGUCAGCAAAUAGGACAGGGUCAGGGCGGAGGAGGCGGGGUAGGAGGCACCGGCGGCGGCGAGCUCGAUCCGAACGAUUUUCCCGCAUUGGGCGCAUCGCCCGCUCAGCCGCACGCGGCGGCAGCGGCCGCGUCGUAUGCGUCGGCCGGGCAGCCGCAGGCGGGCGCAGGGUUCACGCCGGACGACUUUCCCGCGCUCUCGACGGCGCCGGGCGGGGCGGUCGACGGGGCGGGCGGGCCGCCGCCGCCGCCGGGGUUGAAUGGGAGUGGAGGGGCAGGGGUGCAGGAGAGGACGCCUGGAGUGUUGAAUCUGGGCGCGAGGGGCGUUGCGGAUGCGGAGAAGCAGAGGAACAUGAAGCUCGCCGCACAAGCAGCCUGGUCCUCGCCCUCGCCCGCACCAGCCACAUCAACGCCCGCCGCACCGCCCAACCUCCCUCCGCCACCACACCUCGCCACGCCAGCACAACAGCCACCCAGUGCCACACAAUCGUCCGCGCCGCACACGCCCCCGCCACUCGCGCAGACACCCGCACAACAGGUCCUCGUAUCGCCCGCAGACCGUUGGGGAUUGCUAGGGCUGCUGGCGAUGAUCAAAGGCGCGGACGCGGACGCCGCGUUAUUAGCCAUCGGCACGGAUCUGGGCGGGAUGGGGCUGGACCUCGCGAACACGCGGGACAACCUCUACAGCACGUUCGCCACGCCCUGGACGGGGACCGACCUGCACAACCCGCUCAACGGCGUCGGGCUCAACGGCAUCUCGCUCGGCGGCGGCGCCUUAUCAUCUAUCGAGCCCGAGUACAGCCUGCCCGCGUGCUACGCGGUGCACCCCCCGCCGCCGGGCCCGCAGAAGGCCGCGGCGUUCAGCGACGAGACGCUGUUUUUUAUGUUUUAUAGUGCGCCGAGGGACGUGGUGCAGGAGGUGGCGGCUAUGGAGCUGUUUAAUCGGAAUUGGAGGUUUCAUAAGGAGAUGAGGGUGUGGUUGACGAAGGAGGCGGGGACGGCGCCGAGCAAUAAGGUUGCGGGGGGCGAACAGGGACCGUAUACGGUCUGGGACGCGGAUAACUGGACGAAGGAGAGGAAGGAGAUGACGAUCUUGUACGCGGAUUUGGAGGAGAAGGUGCCGUUGACGCAGCAGCAACAGCAGGCGCAACAGCCGCCGGCGACGCAACAGGCGCAGAGUGGGCCGGGGAUGGUCGGGAGAGGGUUUUGA